Molecule: messenger RNA, 3548 nt
Organism: Hemiscyllium ocellatum (epaulette shark)
Lineage: Eukaryota; Metazoa; Chordata; Chondrichthyes; Orectolobiformes; Hemiscylliidae
Gene: afg2a
Product: AFG2 AAA ATPase homolog A
Exons: 17
Coding region: 675-3431 (918 amino acids)
Cellular component (GO): cytoplasm
Molecular function (GO): ATP binding; ATP hydrolysis activity
Source: RefSeq, a predicted model, not a curated record
GCUGUGCUUAAAAUAUACGGAAAUUCGGAGGUUAAAGUUGACUACUUGCCCUGUAGCAGGUUCUGAAAUGUGAUCUCGUCCAGUUCUGGCGGAAAGUGCCUGGGCUCCAGGUGGGCGGUGACCGCCCCGAAGCGGUCCGCUCUGGCGGUCUUGAGGAGAGCCCCGCGAGCGCCUCCAACUAUCUCCCGCGUGCGGAGACAAUGGGCCCACGUUCCAAAAGUAACGGCCCGCUGCCAGGCUCGCGCCACUGUCUGCCCAGCACCAACCGCCGAGUGAAGCAUUGCUCUUUGGCUGACUGCAACCUGACAGUCGGAGCCGGCUGCUACCGAGCGUCACCUAAUUAAAGCACCUGUCUUAGUCACUACACCACUCUGCCUAGUUUUGCCACCUUGGAAAAUGUGAAUGACACGGCUCCACACUGAUAAUGAAGGGCUUUUGCCCGGAACGUCGAUUUUUCCUGCUCCUCGGAUGCUGCGUGACCUGCUGUGCUUUUCCAGCACCACUCUAAUCCUGACUCCACAGUGACAAUCUCAGUCGUACUUUUGGCAUGAAUCGCUUUCAAACAGUGGAAGCCAUUUCAUUUUUUUUCAAAUAGCGCAUCAUAUUUCAAGCGGAAGUUUAACGACGGAGGUGCCGCAUGGAAACAGCGUUGUGUUGCUUAGUUCCUUUACACCAUGUCUUCGAAAAAGAAAAUUAAGUCCAAAAUGACCAGGGGCGAGGAGGAUGUGGGAGUGUCGCCGAAAGUACAGCCGGGUUGUUGCUCACCUGCAGCCCCAUCUCCUGGGACACUCCGAACAGCAGAAGCAGAGGGUAGGUUGGGCACACACCACCAAGCUUGUCUCUCACUGACCGUCACAGACAGUCUGGAGAAAGCAAAUGAGAAGGUUCCCAAAGCUUGCCGAAGAUGUCUUGCUCAAAUGGGUCUCAACAGCUUAAAAUUGGCAAAUCUCUACAUUGGUCGACCAAUCCUUCUUACCAGCACUGCUGGCAAACAGGAGGUUUGCACAGCAUGGCCUAUCCCAAGUUUCCCUGGGAGUAAGAUUGGGUUAAGUGAAGUUACCCAGAAGAAUUUAAAGGUCAAGGUGAAUGAUACAGUUGCUGUUGAACCACUGUUUGGUCCAGUAUUACAGGCAGAAGAAAUAUAUAUUACUUUACGAGAUCAAAAUGAUUUCUUCAGUAUAGAAGAAUUAGCAGACUACUUGUUGAGGAGUAUGGAUGGGAAGAUAGUAUUACCUGGCAACUUCCUGAACCUUGUACUUUAUGGUCGCACGUUUCACUUGAUACUGAAGAAGAUAAAAGGAGUGGAUGGUGCAGUGUUGGAGAUGCCGUCAACUGUCUCACUCAGUGAUUCACAACUGAAUGUAGAACCUUUACUUGAUGAAUCAGUAGAUGAGAAAACCGCAAUGGAUUUGUCCAGAGAUUUCAGUGAUUUGAUCAUAGAUGAAACCUCUGUCCAGAAAAACAAUGCUACUCCUGAUUCUCUUACUCCUCCAAUGGGUUCUCAAAAUAUACCCAUUGUAACCUGCAACAGUGUGGUGGGCAAUGAGAAAAUGCCAGAAUUGCACAAUGAUUCACUGUGCUCUUUAGCAAGUAACAAUGAAAAUAUUGAAAAAUCUGAAUCUGUUCAGGAAAGUGAAGAUCAGUGUGACCCCCCAGUAGAGAAGUUAAUCAUGAUGCCUGACAACUGCCUGAGAAGUAGCAGAGAUACAUUUUAUCAAAUCUCUUUCCUCACCCAAGUCAAGUUCAUGCAGGAACAAAACAAUGACGAGGAGAGGUUGCAAGAAUCCAAUUCUAGAGUCACUUAUGACAUGAUUGGAGGACUGGACAAUCAGCUGAAGACUAUUCGAGAAAUUAUCGAAUUACCUUUGAAACAACCACAGCUGUUCAAAUCCUAUGGAAUUGCGCCCCCUCGAGGAAUUUUGCUGUUUGGACCUCCUGGUACUGGGAAAACUUUGAUUGCCAGAGCUGUAGCUAAUGAAGUUGGAGCUCAUGUUUCUGUCAUCAAUGGACCUGAAAUUAUGAGCAAGUACUUUGGAGAAAGUGAAGCAAGAUUGAGACGCAUCUUUGCAGAAGCAACUCAAUGUCAGCCCUCAAUAAUAUUCAUUGAUGAGCUUGAUGCUAUAUGCCCAAAGCGGGAAGGAGCUCACCAUGAAGUUGAGAAGCGGGUGGUAGCAUCAUUGCUCACACUAAUGGAUGGUAUUGGCUCGGAGGGAAGUGAAGGACAGCUUAUUGUCCUUGGUGCAACAAAUCGUCCUCACGCCUUGGAUCCAGCACUUCGGAGACCUGGACGAUUUGACAAGGAAAUAGAGAUCGGUAUUCCUAAUGCUGAAGAUCGUGCAGAUAUCUUAAGAAAGUUUCUGAAGAAUGUUCCCACUUUGUUGACUGAGGUUGAACUGACACAGCUUGCCGAUGGGGCUCACGGGUAUGUUGGAGCAGAUCUGGCAGCAGUUUGUAAGGAAGCAGGUCUGCAUGCAUUGCGUCGGGCACUUGGAGAAUGCGCCAACCCUUCAGACAGUGAGGUAGCUGAAUCAGUGAAGAUAACCUUUAAUGACUUCCUGCAAGCGAUGAAUGAUGUCAGACCUAGUGCUAUGAGGGAGGUGACAAUUGAUGUGCCGAAAGUGUCAUGGUCAGACAUUGGAGGGAUGGAAAAUGUGAAGCUGAAACUCAAGCAGGCUGUUGAAUGGCCGCAUAAACACCCUGAAUCCUUUUCCAGAAUGGGGAUUCAACCUCCCAAAGGAAUCCUGCUUUAUGGGCCUCCUGGAUGCUCAAAGACUAUGAUAGCAAAAGCUUUGGCCAAUGAGAGUGGAUUGAAUUUCCUAGCUGUGAAGGGACCAGAACUGAUGAGUAAAUACGUUGGAGAGUCUGAGCGUGCUGUGAGAGAGAUCUUUAGGAAGGCCAGAGCCGUAGCACCUUCUGUCCUCUUUUUUGAUGAAAUAGAUGCUUUGGCUGUUGAGAGGGCCAGUUCUGCUGGUGCUGGGAAUGUGGCUGAUCGAGUCCUUGCACAAUUGCUGACUGAAAUGGAUGGAAUUGAACAGCUCCAUAAUGUGACAAUCUUGGCAGCCACCAACAGGCCAGAUAUGAUAGACAAGGCUUUGAUGCGUCCAGGACGAAUUGACCGUAUUAUAUAUGUGCCACUGCCCGAUGCAGCCACUCGAGCAGAGAUCUUCAGACUGCAGUUUCGUACCAUGCCAAUCAAUGAUGAUAUCAGCUUGGAUUACCUGGUAGCUAAGUCACAGAAAUAUUCUGGAGCUGAGAUCAUUGCUGUUUGCAGAGAAGCAGCCCUCUUGGCUUUGCAAGAAGAUCUUGAGGCCAAGAUAAUUAUGAAAAGACAUUUUGAACAGUCAUUUGAAAUUGUCACUCCAAGGAUACCUCAGAAGCUUAUGGACUUCUAUACUAAUUACCAGCAGCAAAGUGGACUUCAUAUGCUAUAAGAUUGAAAUGAAAUUUAUUUAUUGAAGACAUCAAAUUCAUUAUGAAAAAAAUUAAGUAAUAAAUUUGGAACCUCCAUGUGUUAAUUUCAACAAAUAAAGAUUGAUAUUUCAAAUCAA